Ceutorhynchus assimilis (cabbage seed weevil) is the source of this 1774-nucleotide messenger RNA. The record is from the annotation of a GenBank genome assembly. NCBI's taxonomy places the organism in Eukaryota, Metazoa, Arthropoda, Insecta, Coleoptera, Curculionidae.
AUGACUAAAAGAGCUCACUCUUGGUUGGAGAGAACCAUCAGCAAAGAUUACGCCGAAAUCGUGCACGACAUAGUGAUGGAAACCUUUCGUGGAUUUCCGAAAAAGCUGAAACGUUCCAGUGCAAUGGAAAAUCUCAGUGAGUUAAACCAGAGAACUUCUUCCUGCUGCGACAGUGCUUAUGCUACAAGCGAAGACGAUCUACAUAAUAUUGAUCUACAACGAUCAACAAUAAGUGCAGAUUAUUCAUUGCUUACUAAGUUGGGUUCUUCAUUGACGUAUUUUAGAGAGGAUUCUCCUUGUUUUGAUAGCGAUGAUGAUACUUUGGUGGAUGGUGAAGAGUUUUUAAGCAAAAGUUUUUAUCAGAAGAGGACAAGAGAAACUAGUGAUGGAGAGGAUGAUAAGGAUAGCCUGUUAUAUGACUCGCAUGAAUCUGCAUCCAUAAAAGAACCAAAUUGUCCAGAAGAAAACUCCUUUGCCAAUUCCAACAUCAGUUUAAGAGAUGCUUCUUUAAACUUCAAAUUUUCUGAUGAAGAUGAAACUGCUGCCUUCAAUGAACAGUCAAAUUGUUCACUUGCUGAUUCCAGCAUCAGUUCUAGAGACGUUUCAUACCUACUGGAAUCUUCAAGCUACACAAAAGAAGACAAUUCUAGGGCCUUAUUACUGGAACCAUCAAAUAAUCUAAUUGAAGAACUAAAUUACGAAGAAACAAUAGGAAAAAUCUACUUUGAAGAAAACAGAAUCCAGCAAUUACAAAAUUUAAUGAGCAUUGGUAAAGGACAAUCGGGCUACGUAGGAAGCAUACCUCACAUUGCAGCCGCCUCCAAAAUGCUUAUAGCAAACUUAACCAAAGACGCUCUAAUAACCUCCAUAGCCAAAAAUCACUUUGUAAAGCAUCCAAGCUACAAAAACGGACAAAUUGUAGUGGAAAACAUCCAAUUGGAUACAGAUUACCUUGGAAAGCAUGGAAAUUUACCUCCUUGCUAUUAUUUGGUAGUUUUACAGCAUAACACAAUAAUCUUACACACUCAAAUUAUUGCACCAGAUGCUCAUGGACUUUUAGAGUGGAACGACAAAAUGUUUUUCGAUGACAUAAGCCAAGAUUUUACAAUAUUCAUGUCACUGUACAAAUUACAAGUAAAAACAAACACCAAAAACUACAAGUGGAAAAAAUUACUCAAAAACAAGCCACCAGCUUUAUUUCAAUUAGUUGGCAAAAAGGAAAUCACAACAAGCAAUAUUCACCAAACAUCUUUUGAGUUCACCAACAACAAACAGCUUUAUGUGGACUUUAAAUUGUCCAUAAAUACAGGCAAAAAUUUGAGAAAAACCCCAAUGAAAUUAAGCAAAGUUAUAAUGAAAAACAACAAAGCAACCAAAGUAAUUUGCAACAGCAUGCUUGGCCAACUAGACGGAACCAAUUUGAAGCUGUUUCGAUACAACACACAAGAACCCGAAGAAGUGAUCAGUUUGGUGCAAUGUAAACGAUGUAAAACUGAGUUAGGUUCCAUGAAUACCUUGGAGAUUGAUUACGAAAAAACGCAUAGCGGAGGGAAGUUUUAUUUGACUUUUGAAACGCCUCACGAGUUUAGAGAAUGGAGGAUGGCGUUUAAUGGAGCUAUAUUGGUUUCGAAAAAAUGGAAUUUGUGAAUAUGAAGAAUCCGUCUGGAAUUGGAUCCUGAUGGUGCUCCAAUGGGAGCGUUUUUGUGUACAUUUGUAUUGUAUUUUUUUUUUAUGGUAGAAGUUUCGUGGUUGAUAAAAAUAUAUAAUUGAAAUA